This is a messenger RNA of Anopheles funestus (African malaria mosquito), 1363 nucleotides long. RefSeq lists its product as uncharacterized. Lineage: Eukaryota; Metazoa; Arthropoda; Insecta; Diptera; Culicidae. Gene Ontology annotation, biological process: proteolysis. The transcript is spliced from 2 exons. Gene Ontology annotation, molecular function: serine-type endopeptidase activity. The coding region runs from base 203 to 988 and encodes 261 amino acids. The record is from RefSeq and is a predicted model, not a curated record.
CAGCGAGUCUACUAUCAUGGUGUGCAUCGAAAUGUAGUGGCCAGCAAUGUUAUCAGUUAAUGUGAAAGAAUUAACGAAUGAAAUAUUCACGUUAGCUUCCAUGGCAAGCUAACGAUAAUUGUUUCUGCUUUUUGGUUUGAACACCAUAUUGCCUGCUACAUUCGCUUCAGUAAGCAAGUAAGCGUCAGUCAGUGUUAACGCCAUGGCAAAGGUUGUGCUCACGCUAGUUCUGCUGUUUGGCACCGUUUUUGGGUGUUGGGCUCAAAUGGAAAACUUUGUACGCCCUGUAGAAAUGGGUGAAUAUUCGUCGGUCGUAUUUGUGAGCACUCCACGGGAUCAACAGUGUAUUGGUAUAGUGAUCAAUGCGAACCAUGUCCUAACGUCCGGUACAUGCGUUAUGACGAACCAGGCAGCUAGUAUAUAUCCGCCCCGUUUGGUACAAGUUAUUGGUGGCAACCUGUUACCCUACAACCCAGGACCGACUCGACAGAUCCGAACUGCGCAGCACAUUUUUGUACAUGAAAACUUUCGUGUUCGUCCAAAUGAUAACAACAUUGCCAUUAUUCGCCUUGCUGCACCUUUCCAUUUGCCGAGCAAUGCCAUCGAGGAGGCCCACAUCCGAAUGCGGAUCGUACCGGAAGGUUAUCAAUGUGAUGUAGUAAGAGUGGCUGAAACAGGGACUAGAUUAUUACUAGCGUAUAAUGUCUUCAUACGUAAUCGUAACCUCUGUGAUAGUUGUUGUUUCCAGCUAAUACGAAACGAAGAGAAUUUAUGCGUCGAAACUAUAACAGACGACAACAUCGGCCUUGUGCAGGGCGAUGCAAUGUUCUGUGACGGCGAGUUAACAGCAAUAGCAGCCACGUCAGUUUCUCAAGGUCAAACUCGACGUUUUCACUUUUCACAAAUUCGAUUCUACACACACUGGAUACAACAACAGUUAACUCGUACCCACCCAAUGCCGGUGGGAUGGAAUCCAAACGAAUUCUAAAUUAGAUUUUCCAACGUUGUUGAUAUUGGCCGUACAAUGUGUGUGUGCGCGUGUGUUGGUGUGAACACAGCAAGCAACCGUUUGAAUAAAAAGAAAACUACUAACAAUUUAUUAAUUCUUCAACGUUUGGCAUCUAAAAGCGAAAAUACGUGAAUAUGAAUAAAUUUUAUCCUGCAAAACUGCAAAAUGUUGUAGAGUCUUAGUAAUUAACCUUGGGAACAUAAACAUGAGCCAAAUGAGGAAUGAUAUAUACGGAUAUAUGGGAUAUUGAGAUGAUGAAUAGCAAAGCGAAUGCUUGCAAGAAUGCAAGAACCACAAAACGAUAUUCUUUGAACAGACAGAGAAACACUAAAUGAUGCUAAAUUUCCACUAAAG